Saccoglossus kowalevskii is the source of this 374-nucleotide messenger RNA. RefSeq names its product glutathione reductase-like. Gene Ontology annotation, biological process: cell redox homeostasis; cellular response to oxidative stress; glutathione metabolic process. Gene Ontology annotation, molecular function: glutathione-disulfide reductase (NADPH) activity; flavin adenine dinucleotide binding; NADP binding. Gene Ontology annotation, cellular component: cytosol; mitochondrion. NCBI's taxonomy places the organism in Eukaryota, Metazoa, Hemichordata, Enteropneusta, Harrimaniidae. The record is from RefSeq and is a predicted model, not a curated record.
GAUCUGAACAUGGGAUUACAAGUGAUGGAUUCUUUGAAUUGACAGAUCUACCAAAAAAAACUGUAGUAGUAGGUGCUGGGUAUAUUGCUGUAGAAAUGGCAGGGAUUUUGAAUACAUUGGGAUCUGAUACGUCUAUUUGUAUUCGUUUUGAUCAGGUUCUUCGUAAUUUUGAUGCUAUGAUUAGUAAAAAUCUAACAGAAUCUAUGGAGAGUUCUGGUGUUAAAAUCUGCAGACGAACACAGGUGACUUCUGUAAAGAAAGAAUUGAAUGGUAAACUAACCUUAGAUACAACUACUGGUGCAAUGAAUGAUGUUGAUUGCCUACUAUGGGCUAUUGGUAGAAUUCCAAAUAGUGAUAUUGGACUUGAAAAAGUG